CGGGCCCUAACAACCCCUCUCCCACGCUCCCUUUAAAAAAUUCUUUUAAUUUUGCAGUUAACCCCCUCCUAACAACUACAAGUUUGCAGCGAUGGCGGGCCGAGGGCGGUCGAGGCCGAACCUUCUAGUGACGGGGACGCCGGGGACAGGGAAGACGACCACGUGCUCUCUGCUGGCCGACGCCACCGAGCUCCGCCACAUCAACGUCGGCGAUCUCGUCAGGACCAAGGGACUCCACGAUGGAUGGGACGAGGAGUUCGAGUGCCACGUCAUCAACGAGGAUUUGGUAUGUGAUGAGUUGGAAGACAUAAUGGUAGGGGGAGGUAUCAUUGUAGACUAUCACGGAUGUGAUUUCUUCCCUGAGUGUUGGUUUGACCUUGUGGUGGUCCUCCAGACUGACAAUUCUAUCUUGCAUGACCGCUUGACAAGCAGAGGUUACAUGGGGCCAAAACUUACAAGCAACAUUGAGUGUGAAAUAUUCGAAGUGCUACUAGAGGAGGCAGAGGAGAGUUACCCUGAAGGAAUUGUAAUGGCAUUGCAGAGUGACACUGUUGAAGACAUAAGCAGGAACGUCACUGUUCUGACUGAGUGGGAAAGUAACUGGAGGCGCAGACCCUCGUCUUGAAAGUGUUAGGUUGAUAAACUUGUUAAAUUUAUGAUGCUUCCUACAUUAGCGGUGGAAAGAAAUUGUAGAAUAAUUGUUGGUAAUGAAGGGAGGAGGUGCCAAAAUAAAACCAAGGGGAUCAACUGUCAAGAGUGGAGAACGCAGUUUUUGUUUUGUACGGUACAUUUUGAGUGGUAUAUUAGCAUUGUGAUCAGCUGUAUGGAGUUUAGA
Molecule: messenger RNA, 835 nt
Organism: Asparagus officinalis (garden asparagus)
Lineage: Eukaryota; Viridiplantae; Streptophyta; Magnoliopsida; Asparagales; Asparagaceae
Product: adenylate kinase isoenzyme 6 homolog
Exons: 3
Coding region: 92-625 (177 amino acids)
Cellular component (GO): nucleus; cytoplasm
Molecular function (GO): AMP kinase activity; ATP hydrolysis activity; ATP binding
Source: RefSeq, a predicted model, not a curated record